AUGAGAUGCCUUCAACUUGCGCUUACUUUGUUGACGGUGGCUCUUGCCGCCGCUCAGGCCACAGUUGAGGAGACGACAGAACAGUUUGUCAAAUCUCUGCUGACACACACCAACAACUGGGCUGUCCUCGUCCUGACGUCACGAUUCUGGUUUAACUAUCGACACAUGGCAAAUGUGCUCAGUCUCUACAGAACGGUGAAGCGAUUAGGGAUUCCUGACCUGCAAAUCAUUCUCAUGUUAGCGGAUGAUAUUGCUUGCAACCCCCGUAACGCGUUUCCGGGAACUGUCUUCAACAAUAUGGAUCAAGCGAUUGAUUUGUAUGGUGAUCUGAUUGAGGUUGACUACCGGGGAUAUGAGGUUACCGUGGAAAACUUCGUUCGGUUACUCACCGACAGAUGGGACGAGGACCAACCUCGAUCGAAGCGGUUACUCACAGACGAAAACUCAAAUAUUUUUAUUUACUUGACAGGCCAUGGAGGCAAUGAGUUUUUGAAGUUUCAGGAUGCUGAAGAGAUUGGCGCCCACGACAUUGCAGAUGCUUUCGAGCAAAUGUUCGAGAAGAAGCGAUACAAUGAGAUCCUUUUCAUGAUUGACACUUGUCAAGCUAACACUAUGUAUAAGCAUUUCCACUCGCCCAAUAUCUUGGCUGUUGGUUCUCUGGAGUAUGAGGAGCUGUCUUACUCUCACCAUUCAGACAUGGACAUCGGGGUGGCAGUUAUUGACCGUUUCACUUAUUAUACUUUGGACUACCUCGAAAAGAUCGUCAAGAACUCUUCUGAAACAAUGAGAGAUUUACUCAGUGUUUACACUUUCGAGAACAUUCAUUCUAAUGCCGGUUGGCGUACGGAUUUAUUCAAGCGUCCCAUGGAAGAAGUGAAGUUAACCGAUUUCUUCGGUAACAUUCAGGAAGUGGUUGUUGACAACGUUGAGGACGAUUUGUUGUACAUUGCCAACCAUGAUGAAUUAGGCAAUCGCGUUGCACCAAUUAAGCAUUCUAAACCCAAGCUUAACUACACAUUGGCAAAGGUGACAUACGUGGACGAUUCUGUCGACCAAAUUGCCGUGUACGUUACUCCCACAAAGAUGCGCAUAUUGAGCGCGUUGGGUAUAUUGUCUUUGGCAUUCUUGUGGUGGGUAGUGAAGUAA
This is a messenger RNA of Diutina rugosa, 1146 nucleotides long. RefSeq names its product GPI-anchor transamidase (gene GPI8). Gene Ontology annotation, molecular function: GPI-anchor transamidase activity. Gene Ontology annotation, cellular component: GPI-anchor transamidase complex. NCBI's taxonomy places the organism in Eukaryota, Fungi, Ascomycota, Pichiomycetes, Serinales, Debaryomycetaceae. Gene Ontology annotation, biological process: protein localization to cell surface; proteolysis; attachment of GPI anchor to protein. The record is from RefSeq and is a predicted model, not a curated record. Bases 1 to 1146 code for a protein of 381 amino acids. The transcript has a single exon.